AUUUGUAAUACCAAUGCCUGUCCCAACCUGCCGCUCUUUCGUAUUUCUGGCAACCAUACUAGUCCUAGUACUUGCCAUAUUUCUUUCUCCAAAUACAACAUUUCUUUCUUCUCUACGCACUUUCUCGUCGAGCGUUUUCUCCAGCUCGGCUCCCACCAUAGCUCAGGAAUCAGAUGGUGACUGCAAAAUUCCUCAGGCUGCGAAUAUGUCUACGACUAGUAGAACGCCUGUGUAUUUCCUUAGUCAUGGGGGUCCGAACAUAAUGUACGAUAAAGACCACCCAGUCUACCCACAGCUCCAGAAAAUUGGUCGAGAAAUCACAGAAAAUGUCAAGCCCAAGGCAGUUGUUGUCUUCUCGGCUCACUGGCAAGGAGAGCCGAAUGCCGUUGAAGUCAAUACCUUCGAGACAACGGAGUUGAUUUACGACUUCUACGGUUUCCCAGACCACUACUAUAAAGAGACAUAUCCAAAUAAGGGCUCUUUCCCACUAGCUCAGCACGUCAUCGAAGUUCUCACUAAACACAAUAUUGAGGCAUCUGGAACCCGCCGCGGCCUGGAUCAUGGUGUCUGGGCAUCUUUCAAAGUCGCUUUCGACCCUGUCAAUAACCCUCUCAGCGUCCCUAUCGUUCAGGUAUCGCUCUUCGCGUCUGAUUCGCCUACACAGCACCUAGCUCUCGGCCGCGCUAUUUCAUCACUCCGUAGUGAAGGCAUUGUGCUGAUCAUGUCGGGCAUGGCUGUGCAUAAUCUGCGAGACAUGCAAUUCGGGACUGAAGGUGAGCCGAUGUGGUAUGGUCCUACUUUUGAUGAGGCGCUGAGGGAGGCGGUGGAGUUUGAGGGUGACGUACAGGAGCGGGAUGAGAAGAUGGCGGAGCUGUUGAAGAGGAAAGAUGCUAGAGCUGCACAUCCGAGUUUUGAUCAUCUGCUGCCAGUGCAUAUUGGGGUUGGAGCGAGUGCGGGAGACAGAGGAGUGAGACUGUGGACGCUGGUGGAGGGGAGCUUCAGUUGGGCAAUGUUCAGGUGGGGAGAGCUAUGAGCUGUGGCGGAGGGAUCCUUGUGGGUGUUGCCGUUCCAGCCCGUGUUACGAGUGACGGUCUGACAAGGUUGGUGUCAAGAUGAAAUUCGACAUUGAGACCCUAGAUACUAGACUCUUUCGAUACCGUUCCUGCGCCAUUAGUCUAUUCUCCAGCUCUCGUCCCUCCUCCGCUCAAAGGAUCAUAAAAGUGUCUCCGUCUCCCAUGAAGUCUCUUACAGCCUCACCUUUCAUCAGACCAUACACAUAACAUUCGCCAACAAACUUCCAACAAGUGUCUUUCUUGCGCAAAAUAUAAGGAGUAUCGCCGCCAAAAAGUAUGCAAACGGUAUCUUCGGGACGAAUGCCCUUAGGACCCAAACCCAGACGGAGAUAUACGUCAGGAUCGCUUGCCGUAUCGAUGAGUAGCUCAUUGUCCUCGCUUGUAUCCACCAGUCUUGGAUCAACGUCGAUAUUCGGGACCUUAGUAUCGUCGUCG
Messenger RNA from Cadophora gregata, 1508 nucleotides. RefSeq lists its product as uncharacterized. Bases 14 to 1033 code for a protein of 339 amino acids. Lineage: Eukaryota; Fungi; Ascomycota; Leotiomycetes; Helotiales; Ploettnerulaceae. The record is from RefSeq and is a predicted model, not a curated record. The transcript is spliced from 4 exons. Gene Ontology annotation, molecular function: oxidoreductase activity, acting on single donors with incorporation of molecular oxygen; zinc ion binding; ferrous iron binding.